Molecule: messenger RNA, 2539 nt
Organism: Cylicocyclus nassatus
Lineage: Eukaryota; Metazoa; Nematoda; Chromadorea; Rhabditida; Strongylidae
Source: the annotation of a GenBank genome assembly
AUGACAUAUGGUCUGAAAGAACAACCAGGUGAUCCACAAAAAUACAGACAAUGCGGACCAAACAACAGAGUUUGGGUGGUGCCUUGCGUGUCGAGGGCGUUAUUUGAUCCAGUAAAUAAGGUAUGUAAGGAACAAUCGCACAUACAUGCGCUGCUAUCAAUUCGGCGAAAAUCGGGAAAAUCCGUCGAGGCGCGAGAACGAGACGGGACGAAGUUGCAACCGUUGACUGAAGAAUUCUUAUUCUCUACAAAAAAGCCGAAAAACAAUCGACCGCGGAUCAAGCCAACAUCAACAGCAUCUUCUACAUUGAGUCCUUCCACGAACUUGCCGUCUUCAACAAAAACCUUAGGGCGUUUUCCUACACCGCCACCGUUUGAUUUUCUGAGUACAACAACUCGUCCAUUGAUUCCGGCUAUGGAAAGCACACAAGAAUUGAACAUCCCGCCUACCGUAACACCCUCGAUGAUUGAUAUGGAGCCAUUGGGACCUCCGGGACUUCCUUCUAUCCCAGCAAGGAGCAACUCAGCACCCCCUGCCGCACAUACGGUCAGUUACAAGGGCAUAACUAUGAGCGAAGAAGAAUUCUUGAAACAGCUUGUGCGCAUAGUUGAAGCCCAUCAACUAGCAAUCAGUAAGAUCAAAGAACAAGUCGAGCAGGAACGAAUUAGAGAAAAGGCCGUUGCUAACAAAAGCAUAACAGAAAAUUAUAGAAAACAAGGAACUGCAGGCAAUCACGGCGGAGAAGCGAGCCAGAUGAAUACAAAGGAGCUGGAACGACAAUCCAUGGAAUUACAACGGCAGAGGGAGAGAGUGGAACAUGAAUGGCAAGAAGAGUUGGCUAAACAAAAGUCAGCAGAAGAAGAACUGAAAAGCCAGCAAGAGUACGCAGAGAAAUUAGCAAAAACUCAACAUCUGAAAAAGAUGCUGGCUUGGCAACGAGAACUCGCACAAAAGAAAGCAGAACUGGAGAAAAAGGAAAAGGAAUUGGCAGAACGACAAAAACAAAUAGAAGAGAAGUUGAGACAGGAGGAGGAUGCUCGUAAAACAGCAGAAGAGAAACAAAGGCAAUUACAAGUGGAAGAAAAGAGGAAGCAAGACCAGGAGAUGAAGAAAAAGGAGCUAGCCAGACAAAAAGCAGAGAUGGAAAAGAAGAAGAAAGAGAAACAGGAGAAAACACGCAUGUUGGCUGAAAAGAAGAAAGAAGAAGAAAGGAGGGAACAGGAAAGAAAGAAAGCUGAAGAUGAACGAAAACGCCAAGAGAGACAACGGGAGCUGGCUCGACUGAAAGCAGAAAGAUUGCAGCGAGAAAAGGAAGAAGAAGCGCGGAAAGAGCGGAAGAAGCUGGAAGAGGAGCAUCUUAUCGAAGUGGAGAGGAUACGCUUAGAAAUGGAAAGGGAAAUGGAAGAAGAAGCGAGGAGGAUGGCAGAAAUGGCCGCAUCAGAAGAAAGGAAUGGCUCUUCUUCAGACAAAUCAAGUUUCCGGAUCCACAAUUCAGACGAGCAUAUGACAGGAGGGAACAACCAACACACCGCUCAUGAAAACAAAGUCAUUGAAGCUGUGAUGUCUGGAUUGAUGGCUAGUAAAAGCGGGCAGACGACGAUGGAACCGGAAGUGGAAAUCAUGCGCUUUACUGUACCACCACCUACGCCCUCCUCACCUGAGAAUGAAUGGGUAACAAGCCCACACUCAUGGCGUCCUGCGCCGGAUGUUCAGACUAAUCAGCUGGAAUGGUCCCAAGCUCAGAUUCCUUCCACUGGAACUUCCGAACUUCCAUCAAAGGUUUUGUCAAAAUGCAGCCCAGUCAGCGAAUGCGAUUUCAACUACGAGGAAGACUUGCUCUGCCCUCACCCUAGCAGUCCAAAUCUCUAUCUGCAGUGUACUCCGUGGAUAGGAAUACGAGGCCGAUGGGCUGAGCGCAUGUGCCCGCCAAACCUCGUGUUUAUGCCGUAUUACGGUAGAUGUGGUUUAGAUGUGGAAGCCAGUUUCACACAUAGGAAUACGAUGAUUCCCCGACUACCAUCCGAUCCCGAAUUCAUCCAAUGGAGAGGCAAUAAAGACCUGCAGCAGAACACUGACACCACACAAACGCCAUAUAAUUAUUUGGUAACAGAAGAGGUUUUACAACCGAUCCAAGUGGUGACGAGAAAACCGAUCUACAAGAUUAUCGAGGAGUUUCCGCAAGAUUUGCUACCCUCAAGCGACGUACAAAACUCAUUCUUUCCCGUGGUCUACGAACCCAAGGAGACGCCCACGGAUUCGGGACUAACGUUUCCGCUGUUCCCAAUGAUUGAGCCUGAUUUCCUCGUUCCUUUCGAAAAGUUUCAAGAUGAAUUCAAUGAAGACACCUCCUUUAUAGGCAGUAUAGUAAAGCCGGCUGUCAAAAAGAUUGCACUGGAUCAAGCUGAAACAUUUCUAGAUCGCAUACUCUCCGAUGAUGUAGAGAGUAGAGGCGAAACCUCAACGCGUUCUGUAUCAACCCUGUCGUCAGAAGAUGGUUGGAGAUAACUCAGUAAUAUGGACGGAAGUACAGUCGAGUAGA